This is a messenger RNA of Momordica charantia (bitter melon), 1314 nucleotides long. RefSeq names its product putative B3 domain-containing protein At2g27410. Gene Ontology annotation, molecular function: DNA binding. The record is from RefSeq and is a predicted model, not a curated record. Lineage: Eukaryota; Viridiplantae; Streptophyta; Magnoliopsida; Cucurbitales; Cucurbitaceae.
UGCCAGUUGAGUUCAGACAAGGAAAGUGGCAGUAAAUUAAAAACGGGUUUGUUUAAGAAAUAAAUGGAAGGAAAAAGAUUGAAAGAUUAUUUGCUCUGUUUUCGACCGUUUGAAACUGAAUACUUAUGGAAAGAUCUUUCAGAGAUCAGUGAGGUUAUCGGACGCCGAAGAUUUUGAUUCUUGAAGACGAUGGCUCUCAACGAAGAACAAGAUUUGUUUCCUUAAUCAAAUUAUAUUCCACACCAAUAAGGAAUUUAAUUCUUCCCCACUGCUAACCGAACCAACUUCUCCCCGCCAAAAAUCUUUUCCUUGUUUAAAUUUCUUCAUCCCUCGUCGAUCCUCUCAAAUUGUUUCGAUUCCUUUUUCGCCAAUCCAAACCCUAUGCAUUUCUUCUGAUUCACAAUCACCUCUGUUUUCUUGAGGUACGAAUUUGAAAUUCGUUCUCUGUUUUGCAAUCUGCGGCGGGUUAUUAUUUCUGGUGAAGAAAACAUGGGAAUGGGAACAGUGGUGGAACUGGAAGCCCUUAAAAUGGGGAUUUGUUUUUCAGAUUUGACCAAUGGAAUCUCCAUUCCUCAAAGAAGAAGAACUGGCAGUAGCAGUAGCAGUGCUGAAACAAGUGAAACCAACAAGCCUAAACCGUCCUCCUCUGCGACUGCUCCCAUGUCCAUGGUGGAGGCUGCUGCUGUUCUUCUUGCAAUGGCCUACUCCGCGACCGACGUCGAAGCCUUCUGCAAAUCGGAACUCGAAAAGAACUCUAGAAAGAGGAAGCGGGAUCCGGUGUCGAAAUCGGAGCCGGAGAUGAAACAGAGGAAGAAGAAGCGAAAGGCGAUGGAGUUACCGGUGACGCCGGAGAUGCCGGCUGCGAUGAGAGAUCGGAUCGUGGAGAUCGGCGGCUACGGAAUCCAAUUGGUGAUUCAGAAACAAUUACAGAACACAGAUAUGAACAAGAACCACGGCCGGUUGUCUCUCCCGGCGAAGAAACUUAGAAUCCAUGAUUUCGUGACAGAGGAGGAGAGAAAACUGCUGAAUCAACACAGUAACAAUAACAACAAGAAGGGAAUGGACGUACCGAUUAUCGAUCCUGAUCUGAAAGAGAGGAGGAUUUGUCUGAAGAAGUGGAAGAUCGGGAGCGGCGAUUUGUACUGCUUGAUGACGCAGUGGAAUUCGUUCGUGGAAGAAACUGCGUUGAGGAGUGGAGAUUUCAUCCAACUAUGGAGUUUCAGAAAAGAUGAAUUUGAUGAGGCUGAAGAAACUGAGAAGAUUUCAACUUCUCGGCUGUGGCUCGCCAUGGUUAAGCUUGAAGUUGAUUCAUAA